AUGUCCAUUGGGAGCAUCGUUGGUAUUCUGAUCGCAGGAUAUUGUAGUUAUGGAUUUUACCAUUACUCCAGCAACACAGGCGGCGUGGGGCACUGGUGGUACAAAGAGGCAGCGAGUGAAAUUCCGCUCUUCAAGACGCAGAUUGUGUCAGAAGACCCUCUUCUAGUCUACGUUGAUAACUUCAUCACUGAGGCGGAGGUAUCCCAACUACUAGAUAUUGGGGAAACUCAGUAUUCUCCUUCGAAAUUAUCAACCGGAACAAGUGGCGAUGCGUAUCGGUCAUCUCGGUCGGCGGGCCUACCACCAUCGGAGCCUUCGGUCGCGCGUGUGGGAAGCCGUGCACUCUCUCUGAUGGCAUCACUCACAGAGGCCUCUAACGACUUCGGUAUACCCCAACUAGUGACUUAUAAGCCCGGCCAGCAGUACAAGCUCCAUUAUGAUUGGUUUCAAGAGUCAAUGCGGUAUAAGGACGGACGACUGUGCAAUCGCGUUGCCAGUGUCUUUGUCUUCCUAGAAGCCGACUGCACCGGCGGAGAAACAUAUUUUCCGCGCAUUGAGUUGGUGGCUACAAGCUUACUUGAUGAGGGUAAAGCUAUUCAAAAUGGCUCAUUUGAGGGAGUCAUGUUUAAACCGAUACCAGGAAAUGCGCUCUUUUGGAUCAACCUUCCAGGUAAUGGAACCGGAGAUAAGCGUGUUCUGCACGGGGGUCUACCGGUGCAUACGGGCACCAAGACUGGGAUGAACAUUUGGCCAUUGAAGUGUGAGCCAUAG
This is a messenger RNA of Penicillium subrubescens, 771 nucleotides long. RefSeq lists its product as uncharacterized. The transcript has 2 exons. Gene Ontology annotation, biological process: peptidyl-proline hydroxylation to 4-hydroxy-L-proline. The coding region runs from base 1 to 771 and encodes 256 amino acids. Gene Ontology annotation, cellular component: endoplasmic reticulum. The record is from RefSeq and is a predicted model, not a curated record. Lineage: Eukaryota; Fungi; Ascomycota; Eurotiomycetes; Eurotiales; Aspergillaceae. Gene Ontology annotation, molecular function: L-ascorbic acid binding; procollagen-proline 4-dioxygenase activity; iron ion binding.